Leptopilina heterotoma is the source of this 2664-nucleotide messenger RNA. RefSeq lists its product as uncharacterized. The transcript is spliced from 4 exons. Gene Ontology annotation, biological process: DNA repair; telomere maintenance. The record is from RefSeq and is a predicted model, not a curated record. Bases 1 to 2664 code for a protein of 887 amino acids. Gene Ontology annotation, molecular function: DNA helicase activity. NCBI's taxonomy places the organism in Eukaryota, Metazoa, Arthropoda, Insecta, Hymenoptera, Figitidae.
AUGCUAGACGUUCAGCCGGUUCAACCUGACAUUGGAAUAGCAGAAAACGCUGGACAGAUUGGUAAUCCAAUUCGUGAUGCAGAAACUGUUGAUCAAAUAAUAUGUGCAGAAAUUCCAGAUGAAUCAAAGAAUCCAGAGCUCUUUAGUAUUGUCAGACAAUUUCAAGUUCAUGGGCCUUGCGGAAAUCAAAAUGUGAAUUCACCUUGUAUGGAUCCUGAGAAGAAAGUUUGUACAAAACAUUAUCCGAAAGCGUUUUGUUCAGAGACAAAUUAUCAUUCUAAAAAUUAUCCAGAAUAUAGACGAAGAAAUGAUGCAUGUGGUAGUACAGGUGGCGUUAAAUAUUUAUUUAAAUAUUGUUAUAAGGGACAUGAUUGUGCGAUAAUAGGAUAUAAGGAUAAUAAUAAUAAGGAAAUGCAAUAUGAUGAAAUUAUACAUUAUUUAAAUACACGUUAUGUAUGUCCACCAGAAGCAAUGCAUAGAUUAUAUGAAUUUAAUAUGCAUGAACAAUCACAUGCAACAUAUAGACUAGCUGUACAUUUACCUAAUCAACAAUCAAUAUGUUUUAAAGAAGGAUUAGAGGAAGAAGCAGUUAAUAAAUUUAAAAAUACGACUUUGACAGCAUGGUUUAAAUUGAAUGCAGAAAGUCCUGAAGCUCGAAAGUAUUUAUACGCAGAAAUACCACAUAAGUAUGUUUUCGUUGAAUCAUCAAAAACUUGGAAAAUAAGGGAACGGGUCACUAAGCCUUUAAUUUGUCGUAUGUAUUUUGUUAGUCCAAAAGAUAUUGAAAGAUAUUUUUUGAGAAUUUUGCUUCUUUAUGUACGUGGUGCAAAAUCGUUUGAAGAUAUAAGGACAUACGAAGGUAUUAAGUAUAACACUUUUGCAGAAGCAGCGCGUGCUAGAAAUUUGAUGGUAGAUGAUAAUGAGUGGGAUAAUUGUUUGACUGAAGCCGUAAGUAUGAAAUUUCCUAAAGAACUUUGUCGUUUAUUUGCAUAUAUAUGUGUGUUUGGUUUGCCUGUGAAUGCUGUUGAUUUAUGGAAAAAAUAUAAGGAACAUAUGAUUUUUGAUAAUAGUUUACCUACAGAAGUGUCGAUUCAAAAAUCAUUAAUUUUAAUCAAUGAAGUACUUAGUUUCCAUGGAUUUACACUUAAUCAAUUUGGUUUGCCAGGUAUUUAUCAAAAAGUUCUAGAUGAUUAUGAUUCAAUAAGAGUGGAAGAUAAUGCUUUGGAAUUACAAUUACUUAAAGAAGAAGCUGAUAGUCCCAUUAAAAGUUUAAAUAAUGAUCAACGUAGUGUUUUUAAUGAUAUUAUGAUAGCAGUACAUGACGAUAAUUGCAAUAAGAGAUAUAUUUUUCUUGAUGGACCUGGAGGUAGUGGCAAAAGUUAUUUACACAAUACAAUUAUUACUACUCUUGAAAGUGAAGGAUUGGUGGUUUUAUCAGUAGCAUGGAUAGGUAUUGCUGCUAAUCUUUUAAAAGGUGGACGAACGUCACAUUCUAUGUUUAAGUUUCCUAUACCAAUCAAUGAAGAUUCAACUUGUAACAUAAGUGGAAUGUCAAAACAUGCUGAACUUUUAAGAAGUGCUAAAAUCAUUAUUUGGGAUGAAAUUACAAUGGCUCCAAAAUAUGCUUUACAAGCAAUGGAGUCUAUGUUGCGAGAUAUAACAAAAUGUAAUAAACCCUUUGGAGGUAAAGUUAUUUUGCUUUCAGGAGAUUUUAGACAAACUUUGCCAAUUGUUCCACAUGGUAGUCGUACUCAUAUUGUUGAGGUAUGUGUGAAAAAUAGUAUAUUGUGGAAUUAUUUUGAAACUAGGUGUUUACAUGUUAAUGUUAGAUUGGAUAAUAAACAGAUAGAGUUUGCAAAAUGGUUGUUGAAUGUCGGCGAUGGUAAAGCAGAAAGUAUAAUUGAAAAAGAAAAUAAUAUUCUUGAAAUACCACAAGAAUUGAUUUCAAAUGGGAAUUUGAUUGAUGAAAUAUAUGGAUCAUCUAUAAAAUCCAAUGAUGUAUCUGUUUACUCUUCUUGUAUUCUUUCAUUAACUAAUUCUGAAGUAUUAAAUAUGAAUGAACGAAUUUUAGAAAAAUUAGAAGGAAAAGAAAUUGUUUAUUACAAUAUUGAUUCACACAUCGAUAAUGAUUCAAAAGAUAUAAAUAAUAUUGUUCCAGUAGAAUUUUUAAAUAGUAUAACACCAGAUGGUUUGCCACCACAUAAAUUAUCAUUAAAGGUAGGAAGUAUAAUUAUGCUUUUAAGAAAUAUGAACUUGGUACAAGGAUUGUGUAAUGGAACUAGAUUAGUUGUAAGAUCAUUAUUGAAAAACGUCAUUUCAGCAGAAAUAAUUACAGGAAAAUCAAAAGGUGAAAUAGUUUUUAUUCCUCGAAUUGAUUUAUCUCCUUCUCAAGAUGCAUUUCCUUUCAAAAUGGUAAGAAGACAAUUUCCAAUUAGACUUGCUUAUGCAAUGACUAUUAACAAAUCUCAGGGUCAAUCUUUUGAUAAAGUAGGAAUAUAUUUACCAAUUUCAGCAUUCGGUCACGGUCAAAUUUAUGUUGGUUGUUCUCGAGUUAAAUCUAAAGAACAUUUGAAAAUUUACGUCACAGAUUCUGCAAUAUUUAAAAAUUUAGAAUUUCCACAAAAGAUAUAUAUCAAAAACAUUGUUUAUCAAGAAAUACUUUGA